Messenger RNA from Theobroma umbraticum, 1203 nucleotides. Its product is annotated as double-stranded RNA-binding protein 4-like. The record is from RefSeq and is a predicted model, not a curated record. Lineage: Eukaryota; Viridiplantae; Streptophyta; Magnoliopsida; Malvales; Malvaceae.
AAUAAGUUCGGCCUCCAUUGUGAAGUGUGGAGAAAAUCUGCUACUGCCCUAAAAGCAAAAUAAAAAAAAUGGAGAAUCCCAUUUUAGCGUUUCUCGAAUCCAAACUCUUCAAUAAACCUUCGGCUCCGAAUCCUUCUAGGGCUCCAGAACCCUUGAUGCAUAAGAAUCGUUUGCAGGAGCAUACUCAAAGAUCAUCCAUACCGCUCCCAGUAUAUCAAACUACUAAUGAAGGAUCUUUGCAUGCUCCAAGGUUUAGGUCUACUGUAGUAGUUGAUGGAACAAGUUAUUCUUCUCCGGAUACCUUUUCACAUAGAAAAGCAGCUGAACAAGAUGCUGCCAAAGUUGCACUAGAGUGUAUAACAAAGAAGAUAAAAGAUGAAGGAUGUCCAAUCAUUCGUGAGGAUACGGUAUUCUGCAAGUCUAUCUUGAACGAAUUUGCUGUCAAGAUGAAUAUGGAAAUGCCAUCCUAUGAUACCAUUCAGUCAGAAGGAUUGAUUCCUCUUUUUGUAUCCUCUUUAGUUUUUAAUGGUGUGACUUAUAGUGGCAAAACUGGUAGGAAUAAAAAAGAGGCCGAACAAUUAGCGGCACGUGCUACUCUCCUCUCUCUUCUCGAUGAUUCUAGGUAUGGAACAUUUCUUUCAGAGAUUAUCAAGUCCAAAGCUAAAUUGUAUGUCGCUUUAAAUAAAGUCAAGGAUUCAAGCAUUUCUCAUAUUGGCACUACACUUGCUGGAGCAAACACAUCGAUACAUAAGAAUGAAGAGGUUGAAACUGCUCUAGUCACUAACAGUGUGUCAACUACUGCAAUUCUACCGUCAAGCUCAGGGGCAAAACGUCCUCACCAUGUGUUCAAAAUUGAAAAAUUAGAAGAAGGUUCUGAACAUAUUGAUCUUCCAAUUGUUUUUGUGCCUACAGCUGUUGCACAGUCUUCAGCUGUUGGUGAAAGCUCUUCAAGAAAGCGACGCAGGAAAAAGAAAAAGGCUAAAUGUGUUGAUACUCAAUCUCCGUGAUAAUUUUGUCUUCCGUAGAGGAGUGCUAGUGGAAGUUGACUAUUUCAUUGUCAUGACAUCAUUUUUAUACUUUUGGUGGACGAAGGCUUCUCCAUUCCAUUUUCUUUUGCUUUCCUUGGAACAUUCAACUGAUAUUCUUGAUUACCUAUUGCUCAUAUUUAUAAUACUAUAUUUACAAUGAUAAUGAAUGUGAUAA